AAGCGUUAGGCUCACUCUGGCCUCAGGGUGGCUUCGGACUCGUCCUCUGUAAAGGACGGAAAACCUUAUGGUUGCUCUGAAAGUCACCCCUUCCCGAUCGCGCUCUCUUCCCGUGGCAGCCUACAACUCCCAUGAGGAGCCGCGCGCGCGAGGGAGUUAGGGAGGAAUGCUCACGAAUGCCUCAUCAUGUUCUCGCGAGAGCCACCGCGGCUUCCGUCCGGCGCCCCCUCCCCCAACAUAGUUCGGCGGCCGGUUGUUGUUGUGCGGCCCAAGAUGGCGGCUCAGGCGGCCCAAGCGGCCCAGGCCGAGGCCUCGGAGUCGUGGUACCUGGCGCUGCUGGGCUUUGCCGAGCACUUCCGCACGUCCAGCCCGCCCAAGAUCCGUCUGUGCGUACACUGCCUGCAGGCCGUGUUUCCCUUCAAGCCUCCGCAGCGCAUCGAGGCCCGCACGCACCUGCAACUGGGCUCCGUGCUCUACCACCACACCAAGAACAGCGAACUAGCCCGCAGCCACCUCGAGAAGGCGUGGUUGAUAUCCCAACAAAUUCCACAGUUUGAAGAUGUCAAAUUUGAAGCAGCAAGUCUUCUAUCUGAGUUGUAUUGCCAAGAGAAUUCAGUUGAUGCUGCAAAACCUCUCUUGCGUAAAGCAAUUCAGAUUUCACAGCAAACACCCUACUGGCAUUGUAGACUACUCUUUCAACUUGCACAACUCCACACACUUGAAAAAGAUUUGGUAUCUGCAUGUGACUUACUUGGAGUUGGAGCAGAAUAUGCCAGGGUAGUAGGAUCAGAAUAUACCAGGGCAUUGUUCUUGCUGAGUAAGGGGAUGCUCCUUCUGAUGGAAAGGAAGUUACAAGAAGUCCAUCCUCUUCUGACUCUUUGUGGACAAAUAGUUGAAAACUGGCAAGGGAACCCCAUACAGAAGGAAUCUCUUCGAGUUUUCUUCUUGGUCCUCCAGGUGACGCACUACUUGGAUGCUGGACAGGUGAAAAGUGUGAAGCCAUGUCUGAAGCAGCUUCAGCAGUGUAUUCAAACUAUUUCUACUCUUCAUGACGAUGAAAUUCUACCCAGCAAUCCUGCUGACCUCUUUCAUUGGCUGCCCAAAGAGCAUAUGUGUGUAUUGGUCUACCUGGUGACAGUAAUGCAUUCUAUGCAAGCCGGCUACUUGGAGAAAGCACAGAAGUACACAGACAAAGCACUCAUGCAGCUAGAAAAGUUAAAAAUGUUAGACUGCAGUCCUAUCUUGUCAUCUUUCCAAGUGAUAUUGCUGGAACACAUAAUCAUGUGCCGACUUGUCACAGGACACAAGGCCACUGCCCUGCAGGAGAUCUCACAAGUCUGUCAGUUGUGCCAGCAGUCUCCAAGGCUAUUUUCUAAUCAUGCUGCCCAGUUACAUACUUUAUUAGGUCUGUACUGUAUUUCUGUUAACUGCAUGGAUAAUGCAGAAGCUCAAUUCACUACUGCAUUGCGGCUUACCACUCAUCAGGAGUUGUGGGCAUUUAUUGUGACAAACCUUGCCAGUGUAUACAUCAGAGAAGGCAAUAGACACCAAGAGCUAUACAAUUUAUUGGAAAGGAUAAAUCCAGACCACAACUUUCCUGUAAGUUCUCACUGCCUGAGGGCUGCUGCUUUCUACAUCCGAGGACUCUUCUCUUUCUUUCAGGGAAGAUACAAUGAAGCAAAGCGAUUUUUACGUGAAACUCUGAAAAUGUCAAAUGCAGAAGAUUUGAACCGGUUAACAGCUUGUUCCCUUGUCCUCCUGGGUCAUAUAUUCUAUGUAUUAGGGAAUCAUAGGGAGAGUAAUAAUAUGGUGGUACCAGCUAUGCAGCUGGCUAGCAAGAUUCCAGACAUGUCGGUGCAGCUGUGGUCUUCAGCUCUACUAAGAGACCUGAAUAAAGCUUGUGGGAAUGCAAUGGAUGCUCAUGAAGCUGCCCAGAUGCAUCAGAACUUCUCCCAGCAGCUUCUCCAAGAUCACAUUGAAGCUUGUAGCCUUCCAGAACACAACCUGAUCACGUGGACAGAUGGGCCACCCCCUGUACAGUUUCAGGCGCAGAAUGGACCUACUACCAGCCUUGCUAGUCUUCUGUGAAGGAAAACUCUGCUAAAGUGAUACAUGCAACUUGGCCCCUGGGCAGAGGAAAAUCUAUCGUGGGGGACUUUUUCCAGAAGGGGAAAAGGAGGAAUUUCCUGUACAGCCAAAAGCCUUAAUCAAGAUUGAACACAGCCUACAUUUUAGAGACUCAAAAAGGACAUUUUAAGCUGCUUUUAAAGAUGAGAGGUGUGUGCCCUUACACACAACUUCUGGAUUUUUAACUGUAUUUGAUGUUUCUGGUUUUCCUCUGUAUGGUGCAGAAUCCAGGACACUGUUAGGGGAUAUUGGCAGGGGAAUCCGUCUUUCCUCGUUUACCAAACAUUCAUUAUGUGAAAUUCUCCAACCCAAUCUUGAUGUUGAUUUUCCCAAAGCAGCACUUGGAAAUGGAUUCUGACCAGAUUGCCAAUCACUGCUCUAAAUAUUUAAGUUCUACCUAAAAUGAAGUGCUUCUGGUUGGAGAAAGGCCGGGAGUGGAGAAGAGUCUACUACAAGGCUCCAAGUAGCAUGUAUUGUGGGAUUUAAUCAUGACUCUGUGCCUGGGAGUGGGUAUGGAGAGCUGGCAAACCUCAAAAGCCUUCUCUUAGGGAAGUCCCAUGUCUCAAAGCUGUUUUGUAGCAAAUCACCAAGUGUACCCAGAUUAAACAAGUUCUUCUCUAGUGAAGGUGAAAAGUAAGGUUGGUUACUUUUUAACCUUUCAUUGCCUGAGUGAGUAGCCAUGUGUUGUGAAGGAGGGACAGUAUCCUCCUUCCCCAUUAACUCUUUAAUGCAUCCCUUGGACAACUUUACCGAAUAAAGUUUGAAAGUUUAAAUUUAGCUUAAUCCCAGCAUCCAGAUUUGAGGGAGAUAACCUGGAGAAAAUAAAUCACUUUCGAAAAAAUGCACAUUUGUACAGAAAAUGGCUUUUUCAAUGUAUCUUUUGAAUAUCCCAUUAUUCAACAGACUUUCAGUCCUGUACUACACUGAACUUUUGUUCAGACUCACUUAGAAGUCCAAGAAUGCCAGCUUCCAAAUGUAAGGCACCUUGAUCUACUACACUGUUCUGUUGUGUAUAUUAUUAUACAUAAAUAUAUAUAUAUGUAUGUAUGUAUGUGUUGUGUACUUAUAUAUCUACAGAGGUAGAGGCUUGUGUUUACAUUUCCCCUAAUAACAGGAACUUAUUGGGGGAGGUAUUGUGAGGCUCCCCAUUUUGAUUUAAAUCUACCCCUCUGCCCAGCUUGAAAUGAAAGGCACAUUGAAUAAGCACUAUCUGUUCUCACCUUUGAAAAUCUGUUUGAAUAGCAAAACAUUCCCUUUUAAAGGACCCCAGGAUUAAUGGUUUUAGUUAUAGUGAUUAACAGGGCCAAGGCAGCCACAGUAGCAUGUGGGUGGUAUGCACUGAAAAUGACAACUAUCCAAAGGUCUCAGUUUCCAUUUUGCAGGCAACUAGUACAAUACCUGUCUUAUGGUAAGUAAACUCUAAAUGAAUGAUGACUGAAAUGACUUAGACCACAAAUUAAAUGGGCCUAAAAUAGGCGAAGCAGAAUAUAUUCUAGUAGGUGAUUGGAAUGCCACUGAGCUGAUAUAGAAAGACAAAGAGUUUCACAUAAAGCACUUCCCCCAGAUGCUUUCCAAGGGUAGCCAUUGUUGUUGGUUUCCUGACCUAGAUUGUAAACCCACUUAAUUCCUUCCUUUUUGGGUAGGCUGUGGGGUUCAAAGGAAAGACCCUUUCAGGUCUCUUGACAAGUACUAAUAUAAGAAGAGUUAUUCGCUUGUUUUCUUCAAAAUCAUCAGUACCUACUGAGCCAACCAGUCCCAAUGUACAAGGUUGGUAAGGCUCUCAGGAUAGGUUUGAUUUAAAUCUUCUAAACUAUAUUUCUUAUUUGAGAUGAUCUCUUUCAGGAAGGAAUUUAUUCAUUUUUCUUGUUUAUACACAUAUUGGUAAGCCUAAUUUUUGAAAUAAGAUGUCCUAUCACAGAUAGCAUUAUUGCCCUUUAAAGGAAAAUAUUUUUAAUUUUCCCAUCAGAGGAGCCCAUGUCCAAUUUGUGUAGUCAGCAGCGACACCUAUAAUAAUGACUGUUUGCUUAAGCUAACAGGUGAUUGCCCGCCUACCCACCCUUAAUCAGAGAUGUAAAUUCUUGUUUGAUUAGUUCACUGCUGCCUCAGAAACAAAUUAGGUCUACAUGCUAUGAAUUAUAAAAAACUUUUUUCUUUGUUUUAAAGGCCUGAGAAGAGUGAGCUAGCUAGAGCUUUGGGAUUAAUUAGAAUGUUGAGAUUGAAGUGAAACCUAAUCUUACAGAAGAGAAAACUAAAGGACAGAUAUGGGAAAUGACUUAACUAGUCAUACCACCAACCACUUGCCCUUCUCAUGGAAAUUGUGGCCAUCUCUGUGCAGCUUUUGAAAGGUCCUAAGAUUGUCUUCAAUUGGGUAGAAUCAAAAAAGCCCCAAUGCAGUGUAACUGAAAGAAUAAUGGGCCCAAGGAAACUUGGGUUCUUUUCUCAUCUCUGCCUUUAGCUAACUAGCUCUGUGAUCUUGACUAAAUCACUUAAAUUGCUAGGGCUUCAGUUUUUGGUUGUGCAUAUGUGUGUGUGUGUGUGUUUUUUUUCUUAGAUGAGGGAGUGGGGCAGGAAUGGACAAGAUGGCAGUGAGAAAAGGAAGGUCUGGAGAAAACGAAAUGAUCUCUGAGAUCCUGCAAAGCCCUAAUUUUCCUGUGUGUUCUCUGCCUCUUAAGUGAUAGACUUCCUUCAUAUAAACACAAUUCUUUUGAAGGAGAUGAAAAAGCUCCCAGGGAAUUUUGGCCUCUGGCAAACAGAUCUGGGAGCCUUCAAAUCUCUUCUUGGCACAUAAGUCCCUCUUUGUCAAUACCUGGAAUAAAUAGCUCCUGCAGCUCUCAGUCUUUCUUACAAGGUUGCAUGAAGGAGAAGUCUCCCCAAGACAAAUAGCAGUAAAGCAGAUUGUUACCUUAUAGACUGCAAGGACUCACUGUGGCUUCACUCUGCCCCUUCAUAAUAUAGACUCUGUUUGCACCUGGCCCAGGUGAACUAACCUCUGCAUCCCACUGUUUACAUCAUCUUGUAUGGCAUUGUGAUCGAAUGCAUUUUAAUUUAUUGUAUGAUUUUACAUGCUUCUAGGGCAUUCAUCUGUAGCACAAUUUAAAAGUACAGCUUUGUACUUUGAGCAUUAAAUGGUCCACCUUAGCCUUACUUAAGUCAGAUUAUGUGAGGACAUGUACAUGGCAUGCCCUCUUUAGUUUCACCUUCCCAUAGGAUGGGGGGUGGGAGGAGCUGAAUGUGCUGAAUGUAUACCAGGCAUGGUAUUAAGAGCUUUACAAUUAUCUCAUUUGAGCUUCACAACAACCCAGGAAGCUAGUGACUCUUUCUCCUUAUUUUACAGAUGAAGACUAAAUUCUAUAGAGGGAGCUUUACCAAAAUGUUCUAUAGUAGGAAGCAAACUCCGGACAUCAAUUCCAAAUAAAUUACUCUUUCUCCUUAUAGCACAGCUUCUCUGAGCAAAAGCUGGCUAGAAAGGCUCCAUUCCCCAGGGUGCCAAAUGAGACAGAUAAGAUGCUUUAGACAGACAUGAAUAAGAACCGAGCAGCAUCCCAAUCCUCUUCCUGGACAACUGGUUAGAAUUUAUUAGCUACCCUUGCAAAUUUGGUAUCACGGUAAGAAAAGGCCCUCUUGUAUUCUUUCUCUCCUUUGAACUCUAGGCUCAUAGUGAUCAUGGAGGGGGGAAGGCAAAGCCAACUCUUAAUGGUCUUCGAAAUGAAUUAAAGGCUAUAUUAGCAAGGCCAGUCUCAAUUACUGAUGAUGUCAUCAACAACACUAGAUCAUUAACUGAGGGAACAGACUAUCCACUGAAUUAGAAGUCAGAAUUUUCAGUUGGCAGGAAUCUUAAAGGGCAUUAAUCUUCCACAUAGUGGAACAAAAUCCCUCUAUCAUAACCAUGGCCAAUGGUCAUCACUUUACUGAGACAGUUUGUCAUUAUUGAACAACUCAAGUGGUAAGACUUAUUAGAUUAAACUAGUCUGCAUCCUUAAAAUUUCUAUUCGAAUUUUACCUUAUGAAUCAAAACAAGAAGAAAGUGUAUAAAUGUCUAUAUAAGGCUUUCAUAUAAACAUUCCCAUGGACUUCAUGCAACAUUCCCUUUGAGGACUAGUUUGCAAAGCCUAUGGGCUAAAUAGUGGUUAUAUUUUUGUGUUCCAUCAUGAGCAGCAAGCAAACAAAAUUUGGGAACCUAGGCUACAUAAAUGAAAACACAAAUCUAGAAUAAUACAUAUAUCCUGAUAUGUAGAAGUGAUAUAUUUUUUUAAAUUUUAAAUAAUUAGUCAUUGACCCAUGACACCUGGAAGUGGUUACACAACAUUAGGGGCAAGCAGUAGAUGAGAUAAUAUUAGCUUAUUUAUUCAAUUAGUUACUUGAGUGAGUGAAUAUAUAUGUAUUUUUUUUUUUUUUUUGCUGAAAAUCUCAGGUAACCACAUGUCCUAAAAUUUCAGGGUUGGAAGAGGCCUUUGACCUCAUAUAAUCAAGCAAGAUCAUGCAACUAGUUAAUGGGGGAGUUGUGAAAAAGUUAUGUUGUGCUACUAUUGUUGCCUCAGAAACAGGUCAUACCUACAUAUCUUGAAUUAUGUGAAAACCAUCCACUUCCAUUGCAGUUUAAUCAUGCUCACCCUCAGCUCCCGGUGGUUAUAAGAAUUUUAACUUGUCUAAAUUUUGUAUUUUCUCUAGCACCUGAUAUAGGGCUUUCCCUAUAGUCGGUGCCUAACAAAUGUUUGUUGAAUUAAUAAAUUUUAAAGGUGGGAACAAUUUAUUUGGGGGAGUGGGAAAAUCAUCUUUGUUUCAAUUUGUACAAAAAUAUAGAUUUGAUGAUAAAUAAAAACUUUUUGGUCAUUGUGGAUUAAAUCAUCCAUUUGUUGCCCUAUUCUGUUUGUAACAUUAAGAGAUUUUUAAGAUUCUGUGUAUAACAUAGAUUGUGUUUCCAUUUGUCUGUUUAUUCCAUUAUUACUCGUGCUUGUAAAUCCUGCUGAGGCUUUUAACCCAGAGAAACUACAUGUAUAUACAAUAAUGUUGCUGUAUAAUAAGACAUAACCACUUGCCUUAGCGUGUCUAUUGUUAAAUUCUUUUUUCUUCUAUAUUAGAAUUUUAAAUAAAAUAAGUUGACAGGAAAACCUCA
Antechinus flavipes (yellow-footed antechinus) is the source of this 7240-nucleotide messenger RNA. It is a transcript of the gene MAU2, whose product is annotated as MAU2 sister chromatid cohesion factor. Gene Ontology annotation, molecular function: double-stranded DNA binding; protein binding. The record is from RefSeq and is a predicted model, not a curated record. NCBI's taxonomy places the organism in Eukaryota, Metazoa, Chordata, Mammalia, Dasyuromorphia, Dasyuridae. The transcript has 19 exons. Gene Ontology annotation, biological process: mitotic sister chromatid cohesion; maintenance of mitotic sister chromatid cohesion. Gene Ontology annotation, cellular component: chromatin; SMC loading complex. Bases 187 to 2088 code for a protein of 633 amino acids.